GUGGUCGAGUUUGGAUCGAAAACUGGAGGCUGAGCACCGUCUGAAGCUGAUUUGUUUUUCAUUUGCAAGAAUGCAGUCGGAGCUACGUAUUCGUCUUAAUGACGACGGAUAUAAAAACUGGAUUAAAGCAGGCCUCUGUCUGCAGAAAACUCGAAAUUGUCUGAUUGGCUUUGUUAUCAGCGAAAUGGAGAAAUUCCACCAGUUUCUCCUUCACGCUAACUCGUUGCUGUGGCGAAAAAUUUGCAGGAAUUCUUGCCGUCCGCAAGGAACAGAAUUUCAGGGGGCAUGUGAUUUAUGUGAAGAAUGGAAGACAGAAAUUCUGAAGCACCAUACAAAUCAAAACAAUGUGUUAUACUGGGGCAACUGUUUUCCUCCACUGUGGCCAAAGCAGGCUUGGGAAGUGGCAAAAGUCUAUAUGCCUCGUGGACAGGCCAACACAUUGGGGCCAGAAAAAUGUGAUGUGGCAGCUCUGUUAAAUCUUAUUAUUUCAUGUGACUGGUUUGAUUUUAUUGAACGGCAAAAAGUAAUUGAGGUAAUGAAGGAGACUGGGAUAAGACAAUGGAUAGAUUCAGUUGAAGAGCUGACAAGAACAUGUCUGACUAAUAACAUCCUUUUGAUAAUUAAAUGUCGCAAUGUCCUGAUGCAUUCUGUCGAAAUGCGUGUGUCUACCGAAUGGUUAGAUAACUAUGUACAGAAGACCGUUGUACUUCUACAGGCGUUUCAACACAUCAGUGAAGCAAAAACAGCUAUCAGAAUUAUACAAGAGAUUGCUUCAUCGGACUGGCAAGUGCAGCUAACAGAAACUGAUGCAGUGGAUGCAGUGAACUUUACAGAUGAGAUAGAUGCUGGAGAGAUCUCAAAUGCUGAAUUAGAACUACUUAGAGAAUGGAUGCAGGAGUUGCAUUUCACAGUGGAAGAACAAGAGGGUUUGGACGCGCAACAUUUAAACCGUUUGAAUACAUUCAAAGAAUUUUUGAAGCAAAACAAAGAACUUAAAAAUGUGCUUCACGAAGAGGUUGAACAGUUGUAUGAUGUUGAGAGAAGGUGGAAAAAUGGUGUACAGACUGUGAAAGAUCAAGAUUCAGUGAAGUGGAAUCUGGAGGAAAAUGAAGGUAUAAAGACAUCAUCGAGAUGCUGAUGCUUGUAUCACUAAUUGCAUGUGGAUUUGUAUGUGGAAACAAUGUUGCCUCUCUGCUGAUGGAGUCAGAAGACAAACUGUGAUUCUACACAAUGGUUCAUUGCUGGUCCUAGAACGAAGAGUACUACUGCUUGUCAUUAUUAAACAGUUACCAAGCCACACUUGGUCCUCGUGUGGACUGAGGAUAUUAAUGGAGAAUAAUUAUUGGGUUAUUGCAUCAGAAGUGAGAAAUUAGAUAGAGAUUUCAUUGUUCUCAAGGACCAGUCUGUAAAAUGCAUUUGUCAAACAUGUAUAUAGUGAGGAUAAUAGUUUGGUUUAAUCUCUUAUCAAUAAAACCUUUUCUUUUUAUACAA
Molecule: messenger RNA, 1491 nt
Organism: Stegostoma tigrinum
Lineage: Eukaryota; Metazoa; Chordata; Chondrichthyes; Orectolobiformes; Stegostomatidae
Exons: 8
Coding region: 71-1138 (355 amino acids)
Source: RefSeq, a predicted model, not a curated record